UUGUCAAUAAAAAAACCCCAAAAAAAUACAUAAAUAAAUCAUAAAAAUGACAAAAUUAAUAAAGCUCGUGUCUUCUCAAAAUGAGAUCUUUGUAGUGCCCCAAGCCAUAAUAAAAUGCUCGGGAAUAAUCUCGCUUUUCUGUGAAGACGACGACAACGACGAGUUGGAGGAGGAACCCUUGCCCCUGCCCAAUGUAAGCUCAUAUAUUUUGGAAAAGGUCCUCACAUGGGCCAUGUAUCACUACGAGGUCAAGGAAACCACAGACUGGGAUGCCGACUUUCUAAAUAUGGACACGUGCACGCUGAUUGCUUUGGUGGCUGCAGCCGAUUACCUGGACAUACCGGAUCUAUGGGGACUUGGUUGCAAGGCGGUGGCCAAUCUAACGAUGGACAACAGCAACGACAGUGCAGAGAGUUCGCGGCAAAUCUAGAAAUUGCUCUUGUUGUUUUUACAGCCUUCCAGGGUAUUCUAAUGUUUUCUAUAUUAGUUCUUUUUCAUUUAAAAUUGCCAAUGUAAAUUUAAACUUAAUUGUAAACUAUUUCGGAAACUAAAUUAAUUGUAUUUUGUA
Drosophila kikkawai is the source of this 568-nucleotide messenger RNA. The record is from RefSeq and is a predicted model, not a curated record. NCBI's taxonomy places the organism in Eukaryota, Metazoa, Arthropoda, Insecta, Diptera, Drosophilidae.